UUCCAAUUCGCCUUCCACCAACACGUUGAAUCAACACCGGUUAUUUACCGGCUGGAUUAAAGCAAUCGUUUCGCGAGAACAAAUUUUAUUGUACAUUAUUAAUUGCAAAACAUUCAAUUAAUUGAAAUGGGAGUAAAGCAAAAAGUUAAAAAACCAUCCAGAAAAACAGUAGCGUCAGAAUCGAGUACCAAAUUCAGCUACUUGAAAAAGCUGACGAAAACCCAAUUAUUUUUUGGGUUUCUAUUCAUUCUCGGAUUUGGUUUGUUCGUAAAGUACUAUUUUACUCCAGAACCAUUAUAUAAGCCAAGCGACAUAAUUCGUCUUCAUUUGGACGUUGCGAAUCUCAUAAUUGAGCAAGAAUUGCAGAUCCGUUCCCAUCUCUCGGAGGAUCCAACCAUUGAAAUCGUAAAGAAUGGAUUGAAACCUGUUCAGGAAAGAAUCUCAAGUUUGAUGGUGCAGACGAGUCAGUAUGAAAAAAUGGAUCAGAUCUCAGGUGGCCCAACCCAGUUUAUCGAUUCGUCAAUACGAGAAUUAGAUCACAUAAUUAGCACUCAACUAGUCAAACUAACCUUUGAAGCAUUGACUUCCAUUGCUGAGAAGUACAGAUCCAUCUCCCAACUCUGUCGAGGCAGUGAAAAUAUCGUGAAGGAGAAUAAGAAAACCACGGAUGACAUUAUUCUUCGUGUCAUGAUAAUCGAGAACCUCGUCCUUAUUCCAAUGGACGACGAGAAAGAAGAAAUUGAGAAAUUGGCAAACAGCAAUUUCACAACAAUGGAGGAAGCAAUGCGGAAAUUGUACCAUUUAGCAGAGAUGUACGACGAACUGGGACGGAUAGUAGAAAAAACCUCGGUCGAAUUGGGAUUCGAAUCAGGAUCAGAAUUUUUCGAAUUUCUGCUAACUGGGUCGGAUGAGGAUAUUGAAAAGAUUGAACCAGUUAUGCAAAAGUUAGUCAAGUGGAAGGAGGUCAUUGAUGAAGAAAAAAAGAAGAAUAUGGUUUACUACAAAAUAUUUUGGGUGCUCAAGGGCAGAAUUUUGGACAAUAUUUUUAUGCUCAUUGAAAAAAUGAAGUCAUACGAACACGAGAAGAGAGCCCCAUUUAACGAAUUGACGACCAUGAUCAUUGGGGAGAUAAGAAAUCUAAAGACAAGAAUUACCAAUUUGCAGUACAAGUAUGCAAAGAAGAAGGUGGAGCUCUGACAAACUUGAGAAGACGCACAAUGAAAUCCGGCACUUUCUCUGCAUGUUUUCAAAUUCAUGUAUGCAUUUGAAGCUACCAUUGAGUUAACCGCAGUGAUGGUUCUAAUUAAUGCUGGACUAUCGGUAAAAUUAAAUGAGAAUAAAUUGUUGAUGAGUGACGAUAUUGAUAAGAG
This is a messenger RNA of Folsomia candida, 1370 nucleotides long. RefSeq lists its product as uncharacterized. The record is from RefSeq and is a predicted model, not a curated record. Lineage: Eukaryota; Metazoa; Arthropoda; Collembola; Entomobryomorpha; Isotomidae. Bases 127 to 1197 code for a protein of 356 amino acids. The transcript is spliced from 5 exons.